This is a messenger RNA of Trematosphaeria pertusa, 1869 nucleotides long. RefSeq lists its product as uncharacterized. The transcript is spliced from 2 exons. Bases 1 to 1869 code for a protein of 622 amino acids. The record is from RefSeq and is a predicted model, not a curated record. NCBI's taxonomy places the organism in Eukaryota, Fungi, Ascomycota, Dothideomycetes, Pleosporales, Trematosphaeriaceae.
AUGUUCAAAAAUCUCCCGAGAGAGGUAUAUGAUUGCAUUGUGGAACAAGUGCAGAAACUGCACCUCGGACAGGAUCAGCCUUGUCCACCGUGCUAUCUGAAAGACCUUUACAACUUGUCCUUGACGAGCCGAGCAUGGGACAAAGCAGUCACUGUUCCGAUGUAUCGGAAAGUCUGGCUGCUGGGAAAUGAAGAACAUUCUAGGAUGCCGAAGCUCAAGAUACCUGGAACUAGCAGACUGAAGCUCCUUCGAAGAACGCUCCGCGAGCGCAACGCCCUGGCCCGAUAUGUUCGAGAAUUGCAUAUGCCCGAGUUCCAAGCUUUGUAUCGCAGUGCAACUAUCGAACGAGAAGAGAUCGUAAAUCUAGUGGCCUCGCUUGUUAUGGCUUGCCCGAAUUUGGAGCGACUGGUUGGCUUUCACAUUCCGUACACGCAUUCCUUCGACCGAUUAUCACAUGCGCUCUCCACGAGGCCAAAAUUGGAGGAAAGGGUUUGGUUGUUGACCAACACGGAUGUAGAACUCGAUGAAGAUGAGGAAGACGAUCCUACGGACGGAUAUUAUCACGCCGCAUGCGACCCAAUGGAGCGUUUUCUCGAGCUCAACUCUAACCAUCCCAGACUUACAACGGUUAUUCUGCAUCAGGAGCAAAGCCAGCCAGCAAACGAAUUGACUUUCCGUGCAAUAAUUGGCACUUUACGACAAUUCCCUGCCCUUCGUCAACUUUCGAUAUCCGGUUUUUCGGCCACGUCCUUCACAAACCUCGCACUAAACUCGCUACCACCAAAUCUCCACUCUCUUCGUUUGCAGAAUCUUCCCGGAGUCGUCGACAAAGGACUCCAAAAGUUCGCCAAUUCCAGUCUGGCGAUGUCGUUGGAGAGCAUUACGCUUGUUGACCUCGAACUUUCGCAGUUGACGACGAUAUCGAAUCUUCUAUCCCCACAUUUGACCCAACUUAAACGCCUCUCUCUAUCCCAACACAAAGCUCCAAGGCUUCCAUCCGGAAUCUCUUUUCCAGACUUCGACUCCCCUUCAGUAGAAUACAUCCACUGGGAGCUCCGUUCUCAAGCUGGUCCGUCCCCUGCGCUGAUCUCGACCUUCGCGCCAGGGGACUCGCCUCCCUUUCCCUUCAUCAACCACGAGCCCAUUUCCUGCCUCGCGACAGCAAUCUUAGCUUCUAGCAUCAAAAAAGGACUUUUCCCAUCUCUUCGCAAGAUUCGCGCUCCACACGACCCCCAAGGAGUACUCCAAGCGCUCUGCAAACCUCUGGCAACGGCAUUCCUUCCCUCAGACUCCGCCUUCUUCACCUCACCCCCGCGCUACUCCUCGCCGUCCAUCCCUUCCAUUUCUAUCGAGCUCGAUCGUUUCUCUUUGAACACUUCGUCGGACGUGUCAAGGCCGACAACCUCGAGCGCACGCGCGGAUUCUGCAAUGAGUUCGCCCAUAACGGCAGAGUUCCCCUGCCAUAUUGACGCAAGCAAGCAUCACCUACGCCUGCCCCAAGAGGCAGCAUUUACGCCAUCCCGCUCUCGGCUUGCAGCUCAGUCACGCCUACUUGCGGCUCGCAAACAGCCCUUUGUGAGCUUCAAGGUCACAGAUCCGAACGGGGUUGUGCGCAUCAACAAGACGAUCACUGGAUUCCUUGGGGACUUGAGGAGUAAUAUUACGUACGACUUGCGGCCUGAUCGGAAUCGGAUUUCGAGCGGAGGCUACAAUGAUGGUGAUGACGAGGAGGUGAAUGAGUGGAUCACGGGCAUUGGGGAUAUCGCGGGAGAGUGGGAAGUUGUUGAGAAAGGUGGUCUAGGUAAUUGCCGCCAUGCUAUGAAUGGAAGAGUGGGGAGGAAGGCCGUAAGCGUCGAGGACAUGUUCUGA